AUGAGUGCCAUCCAAGAGCUUUCCCAGCAGCUCACUGCACUUUCGGAAUCCCUGAAGACCACGAACACGCUCAUCAGCCGUCUUCACAAACUCAAAUUCGUGCCUGGAUCAGAACCGCUUGAUGCAGACGGUGGAGUGCGCGUGGAGUUGGCACAAGACAUCCACCACAGCUUGAAGCAGCUCGAGGAGGAACUGGAGUUUCUGAAGCAGGAAGCCGAGGAAUAUACGACAGACGGGGACCGAUACCGACGACACAGCUCCAACGACGGCGAGGAGGCACGGUUACAGGCAAAAGUUGUGAGGCUCAAAGACGAGCUCAACCACUCCCGGCAGAAGUACCGGAACGCACAGGUCGCAGCAAAGUUUGCAAGCGACGAGGCGAAAAGGAGAGAACGAGAGGCAGUACUCGAAGGCUACAGGAAGGAGGCAGAACAGCUCGCUGCCGCUGGAGAACAACCGAACGGGUCGACUGGGAACGAUCGUGAGCUGCUGUUCGCAAGCAGAGGCCGGAGAACACAGCAGCAGAAGCAGCUGACAAAGGACGAGAUAUUGGUCGACGCAUCAAAUGACCUGACUUCUGGCUUGCGACGAACUUACGACUUACUAUCCACCGAACUUUCACGAUCACGAUUCGCCCAAGAGACCUUUGACGAGUCGACAGCGGCGCUUGCACAGCUUGGCGAGGACUACACAAGUCUUGACAGUAUCCUCAGUAACAGCAGAAACCUACUCGGCACACUCCUUCGCAGCCAAAAGAGCGACACCUGGUACCUCGAGAACGCCUUCCGCAUCUUGAUCAUCACCCUUGUUUGGCUAUUCUUCCGACGAAUCCUAUACGGACCAUUCUUCAAGCUACCUCUAUUCUUGUGGAACGUCUUUGCACUCUUCACCAACUGGCUAUUCCUGAAGCCAUUGUUCUUCCUGCUGUCGGCAACUGGCAUCCUCACAACUGGACCAGCUUCCACCACCUCAAUAGCGGCGUCAAGCUCAUCUCGAGCACCACUGAUAGUCCAGCCCUCAGCGACAGGUAAACCGCACACCCGACCAUCCCACAUCAGCGCAGGUCAGCCCGUUGGUCUUGGGGGCACAGGAGCCAAGCUUCCACCGGACCCAGAGCUCGAGGGGCGCAUUUCUGAAAGCAUUGCAAAGAUGGCGCAGGAAAGCGCCAGGAACGAUCUACCAAGGCGAGGUGACGGUACGGUACUAGAGGAAAGAGGUGACGUUCCUGCGAAUCCUAAGAAGAAGAACUUUGAAGCAGAUGUUGAAGAUGCGAAACAAGCAGAGAAGGAGCCACAACGGCGAGGCGAUGGCACAAUUCUCGAGGAAAGGGAUGAACCGGCGAAUCCGAAGAAGAAGACUUUCGAAGCAGAUGUUGAGGACGGGAAGCGUGCGAAGAGGGAUGAGCUUUGA
This is a messenger RNA of Fulvia fulva, 1410 nucleotides long. RefSeq lists its product as uncharacterized. Gene Ontology annotation, cellular component: SNARE complex; endoplasmic reticulum. Gene Ontology annotation, biological process: retrograde vesicle-mediated transport, Golgi to endoplasmic reticulum. Gene Ontology annotation, molecular function: SNAP receptor activity. The coding region runs from base 1 to 1410 and encodes 469 amino acids. The transcript has a single exon. The record is from RefSeq and is a predicted model, not a curated record. NCBI's taxonomy places the organism in Eukaryota, Fungi, Ascomycota, Dothideomycetes, Mycosphaerellales, Mycosphaerellaceae.